Pseudomassariella vexata is the source of this 822-nucleotide messenger RNA. RefSeq lists its product as uncharacterized. The record is from RefSeq and is a predicted model, not a curated record. Lineage: Eukaryota; Fungi; Ascomycota; Sordariomycetes; Amphisphaeriales; Pseudomassariaceae. The transcript has a single exon. Bases 135 to 755 code for a protein of 206 amino acids.
UAUCAACCAUUUGAAACGGCGUAUACUGUUAGGUUGACGAAGUUGUCAACUUGCCCAGCCAAACAUCGCAGGGCCCUAUCUAGGAUUCUCCGCAUCAUGGAGCAGAAUUGCAUCCACCAAACUCUAGCUCGCGCAUGCGAUUCCAUGGGGCUACAAUAUCAACAAACGCCGCGCCGGAGCAAACAAUUCGAAACCAGCCCUUGAUGAUGGGUAGCCCACUCCACUAUGAUGAGGCUCCCAAGUCAAAUGGCCGCCAAGUAGUAUGGAUGUGUUGCACUACUCACUCUGGAGCAAGGAAGGGGGUAUCCUCCUUCCCUCUAAUAGGUUCCUUCGAUUGGCUGCCGUCCUUGGCUUUGGCUGGGCAACCCCUUCAUUCCCAAAGUCGUCCGCGCUUGUUGGUGCGCAAGUAUCGUGCCCUCCACUGCGACCAGCUUUUGCGGGUAGCGGUUGAGGAUGCAGUGAGCCAGCAAUACAUGGCGAGAGAAAGAGGUCAUUAUUGGGAAGACCAGUACUACAAAGCUGUGGAGCAGCUAUGUUUAAUUGUGACAACGAUGCCGAAGAAUGCCGAAUGUUAUGCUCUACUAGUCGACGCAAUGGAAAAGGAUUUUCGGAGCUGCAAGGCUGGUGUUGAAAGCGGGAGCGCUCAAUGGAGGCUGAUAUCACAGGCCAAGGCGCUUGUUCCAAACGGAUCCAGCAAUCUGGUCAGUGCCAAGCGCCAGGACGCCAUGGUAGGUCGGCAGCAUUGCGACUUGUGAAGAAGAGAAGGUCCUAUGGCGAGCCCAGUCUGUGCUGAAAGCCGUUGUCAGAGCCUCCUGAUGGGCU